This is a messenger RNA of Lonchura striata (white-rumped munia), 2745 nucleotides long. The record is from RefSeq and is a predicted model, not a curated record. NCBI's taxonomy places the organism in Eukaryota, Metazoa, Chordata, Aves, Passeriformes, Estrildidae.
CAGAUGCAAUUGUAGCUUUGCUUUAUUGAGUAUUAAAAGUUUAAUGUAUAAAUGUCUCCCUUCACCAGAACUUUUUGGCAGCCCUGAAAUUCCUACAAAAAACACAAAGAUCCCAAUUGCUUCACGGGCUCAGCUGCCCUUGAAGGGUUAAUUAUACUAUGUAUUUUUUUUUUUUUUUAAGCAGGGAGAAUAAGCUGUAGCCAAAAGUAAAAGUCAUUAAUUUUAAGACAGAGAUGUAAGCAAAGUUUCCUUCCCCUCUGCAGGUUGGUCAGGGUAGGCUAUGCAGUAAUUGAAAAGUAAAGGCAAUUGAAUUACAGGCUCCUGUCCAAACCGAGUGCGAUUUCUUCUUCUUCUUCUUCUUUUUUUUUUUUUUUACAACCUCCAUUGCAUCAGAACUAGGCAGUAUUCCUGAUGUUCUCAUGUGUGUUAAUGCUGACUCACAGACUAACUUGCACAAGAAAAAAAAACACACAGGCAGCUCCACCAUACUAGAUGUGCCCUACUUUGGAUAUUCCUGCAUUGAAUGUCUGAGGAGCUCCGGCCGAUCCUGAGCCAUGUCGCAGAUGUUGCACAUAGAGAUUCCCAACUUUGGGAACACCGUUCUGGGCUGCCUGAACGAGCAGCGGCUGCUGGGGCUGUACUGCGAUGUCUCCAUCGUGGUGAAGGGCCAAGCCUUCAAGGCUCACCGGGCGGUGCUGGCCGCCAGCAGCCUCUACUUCCGAGACUUGUUCAGUGGGAACAGCAAAAACGCCUUUGAGCUGCCGGGCACCGUCCCCCCGGCUUGCUUCCAGCAGAUCCUGUCCUUCUGCUACACCGGCAAGCUGACCAUGGCGGCCAGCGAGCAGCUGGUGGUGAUGUACACGGCGGGCUUCCUGCAGAUCCAGCACAUCGUGGAGAAAGGGACGGACUUGAUGUUCAAGGUCAGCUCUCCCCACUGUGACUCUCAGACCACCAUGAUCGAAGACCCCAGCUCGGAGCCGCAGAGCCCCUGCAACCAGCUGCAGUCGGCCUCGGCGCCCUACGUCAUGUCCCCCUCCAUGCCCAUCCCGCUCCUCACGCGCGUCAAGCACGAGAACCUGGAGCUGCAGGCCCUGCCCGGCCUGCCCGGCAAGCGGCCGCUCGAGCCCGGCGCCCGGGACGGGCCCGGCGGCGCCGGCGGCGCCAGCGCGGGGCCGCUGAAGCUGUCGCGCGUCUCCUACUACGGCGUGCCCAGCCUGGCCACGCUGAUCCCCAACGUGCAGCAGGUGCAGUACUCGCAGGGGGAGCGCACCAGCCCCGGCGCCAGCAGCAUCCCCACCACCGACAGCCCCACCUCCUACCACAACGAGGAGGACGAGGAGGACGACGAGGCCUACGACACCAUGGUGGAGGAGCAGUACGGGCAGAUGUACAUCAAGUCCUCGGGAGGUUACUCUGUUGCCCAAGAGAAGCCGGAGCAGAUCCCGCUGGAGAACCGCUCCUGCGUCCUGAUCCGCCGGGAUCUGGUGGCUCUCCCUGCCAGCCUCAUCAGCCAGAUCGGGUACCGCUGCCACCCAAAGCUCUACUCCGAGGGAGACCCUGGGGAAAAACUCGAGCUGGUUGCAGGCUCAGGCGUUUACAUCACCCGGGGGCAGCUGAUGAAUUGCCAUUUAUGUGCUGGUGUCAAACACAAGGUCCUGCUGCGACGUCUCCUGGCCACCUUCUUCGAUCGGAACACACUUGCCAACAGCUGCGGAACUGGAAUCAGAUCCUCCACAAGCGAUCCCAGCAGGAAGCCCUUGGACAGCAGGGUCCUUAAUGCAGUCAAAUUGUAUUGUCAGAAUUUUGCCCCGAGCUUUAAGGAGAGCGAGAUGAACGUGAUCGCGGCCGACAUGUGCACCAACGCGCGGCGCGUGCGCAAGCGCUGGCUGCCCAAGAUCAAAUCCAUGCUGCCCGAGGGGAUGGAGAUGUACCGCACCGUCAUGGGCUCCUCCACAAACACUGUCCCCCUGGAGCCCGACUUCCAGCCCAACGCUGCUCAGGCCUUCGAGCAGCGCAUCUAUGCAGAGAGGAGGAGCGAGGCGGGGACUAUAGUAGCCUUGAGAACUAACACAGUGAAUGUAGAGCUCAGCAAUGGAUCCAACCAGUCCUUCGAGCAGGGCGAGGACGCCGAGGGCGCCGGCUCCGUGAUCCAGGAGGCAGCUGCCACGGAUGCCAUGGCGUCGGAAACCCAAAGCACUCCGCAACCUUUCGAACAAGCUUCGGGCUCCUCCAGCCGGCCCGAAACCCCCGUGAGAAGACAAGAUGGUACUUAUGGAGGGACUUUAUAGAGAGAGCAAACAUUUCAUGACCUAUAAGGGAUCUGUAAUACUAAAGCUGCUUGCAUGCAUUACUAAUACAAAACAAAAAAAUGUGAUCAAGCCACUUACCUACUGAACUGCUACUGUUGCCUGAAAAAAAUGUGAUUUUUAUUCUGCUUGUAUUUAAAAUUUAUGAAGGAAAUAAUCGCAUUCGUUAUACUGUAAAUGACUAGGUCUGUGGCGACCUACUUAAAAAAAUAUUGGGCUCCUUUUUUGAUAUUCCUGAGGUUAGUCUAUAAGAUUGUAGCUUUUUCUUUUUUUUUUUCCUUUCCUUUCCUUUUUUUUUUUUUUUGUUUUUUUUUUUUUUUUUUUUUUUUUUUUUUUUAGAAGGGGAGGAGAAAAGCUAGCCACCCCCCACCCACCACCACCCUGUCAUCACCCCAUCCAUCACUCAGCUCAGAAGUAAAGCCAUCGUUAACCUUGUCCU